AUGGAGAAAGAAGAUGAGGUUUACAGUGAAACUCACACUUUCCAGGAAAUGCUGAACAAAGUCAAGAGACAACCGUAUAUGACAUUUGUUGGAGUCCCUGGGUCCGGAAAAUCAGCAACAAUCCAUCACAUAGCCCUGCUACUCCAGGAAGAAGGAUACGAAGUUGUACCUAUUAUAGACAUUAGGAAGAUUGAAGAUUAUUCUGACUCUCGUCAUCCACAGGUUUUUGUCAUUGAUGAUGUGGUAGGUGUAUUAGGUCUUCAAAAACAAAAGUUAGAGGCUUUAGUUGACUAUGAAAAAAUAAUUUCAGAUCAUUCCAAUAAAAGAACAAAAGUAUUGAUGACCUGUCGGGAAGCAGUGUUUAAUGAAUGUUACAAAUCAUUUUUCAUUAAUGAGGAAAGCACAAUCAAAAUGUGUAGUUCAGAAAAUACAUUGAAUGAUGACGACAAAAAAGCAAUUCUUCAGAAGUACGGCUUGGAUAAAGAUUUAUUGUCCCCUACAUUACUGAGGAAAACAUCGGCGAUGUUUCCUCUUUUGUGUAAACUCUACUCAAAUGGGGCCAAUUUUAGGAAAAACAUUGAAAGUUUCUUUACUUGUCCAACUGAAUGCAUUUUAAAAGAGUUUGACAAAAUGCAGGAACAGAAUAGAUUACAGUAUGCUACGUUGGUCUUAUGCAUGUUAAAUGAUAGUAAAUUAUCAAAAAAAAUAUUAAAAGGCACAGAAAAUAAGGUUUUCUACGAAAUGAAACGAAAAGCAUUAGAAGACUGUGAAGUUGAGAGUUACACAGAAUCAUAUAAAUUUGAUAAAGCAUUGUCAGUAAUGCAGGGGACAUACACAAAACUCUGUGGUUCUGAAUAUACCUUUAUUCAUGACUCCAUGUUUGAAAUCAUUGCUUAUCAUUUUGGUUCUAAAUUCCCAAAUAUCAUUUUACAAUUUAUGAGUAGUAGUUACAUUGCUAACUAUGUAAAGCUUCAAAAAUAUGAAAUGCUUGAAUUAGAGAAUGAACAUAAAAUGCCUAAGGUAUGUCAGGCUUUUAUUGAGGUGUUAGAGACAAAGUCCUACACAGAGUUGAAAUCUUUAUUUCUGACAGAUCAGAAAGAGAUGUCUAAGGUAGUGAGUAAAGGAGAUCAUGUGAGGGAGGAGAUUAAAGGGGGGGAUGAAGGAUAA
Molecule: messenger RNA, 1167 nt
Organism: Saccostrea cuccullata (small rock oyster)
Lineage: Eukaryota; Metazoa; Mollusca; Bivalvia; Ostreida; Ostreidae
Exons: 2
Coding region: 1-1167 (388 amino acids)
Source: RefSeq, a predicted model, not a curated record